Messenger RNA from Phacochoerus africanus (Common warthog), 1759 nucleotides. It is a transcript of the gene GABRD, whose product is annotated as gamma-aminobutyric acid type A receptor subunit delta. The record is from RefSeq and is a predicted model, not a curated record. Lineage: Eukaryota; Metazoa; Chordata; Mammalia; Artiodactyla; Suidae. The transcript is spliced from 9 exons. Gene Ontology annotation, cellular component: synapse; GABA-A receptor complex; membrane. Gene Ontology annotation, biological process: signal transduction; regulation of membrane potential; chemical synaptic transmission. The coding region runs from base 18 to 1364 and encodes 448 amino acids. Gene Ontology annotation, molecular function: extracellular ligand-gated monoatomic ion channel activity; neurotransmitter receptor activity; GABA-A receptor activity.
CCGAGCCGGCCGAGGCCAUGGGCGCGCUGGCGUGGCUGCUGCCCCCGCUCCUGCUGCUCUGCGCGCAGCAGCACCGCGGCACCAGGGCAAUGAAUGACAUUGGCGACUACGUCGGCUCCAACCUGGAGAUAUCCUGGCUACCCAACCUGGAUGGCCUGAUGGAGGGCUACGCCCGCAACUUCCGGCCCGGCAUUGGAGGGCCCCCUGUGAACGUGGCACUCGCCAUCGAGGUGGCCAGCAUCGACCACAUCUCAGAGGUGAACAUGGAAUACACCAUGACCGUGUUCCUGCACCAGAGCUGGCGGGACAGCCGGCUCUCCUACAACCACACCAACGAGACCCUGGGCCUGGACAGCCGCUUUGUGGACAAGCUGUGGCUCCCAGACACCUUCAUCGUGAACGCCAAGUCCGCUUGGUUCCACGACGUGACCGUGGAGAACAAGCUCAUCCGGCUGCAGCCCGACGGCGUGAUCCUGUACAGCAUCCGAAUCACCUCCACAGUGGCCUGCGACAUGGACCUGGCCAAGUACCCCCUGGACGAGCAGGAGUGCAUGCUGCAUCUGGAAAGCUACGGCUACUCGUCCGAGGAUAUCGUCUACUACUGGUCGGAAAACCAGGAGCAGAUCCACGGGCUGGACCAGCUGCAGCUGGCGCAGUUCACCAUCACCAGCUACCGCUUCAGCACGGAGCUGAUGAACUUCAAGUCGGCCGGCCAGUUCCCCCGGCUCAGCCUGGCCUUCCACCUGCGGAGGAACCGCGGCGUCCACAUCAUCCAGUCCUACAUGCCCUCCAUCCUGCUGGUCGCCAUGUCCUGGGUCUCCUUCUGGAUUAGUCAGGCCGCGGUGCCCGCCAGGGUUUCUCUAGGCAUCACCACCGUGCUGACCAUGACCACCCUGAUGGUCAGUGCCCGCUCCUCCCUCCCGCGGGCAUCCGCCAUCAAGGCGCUGGAUGUGUACUUCUGGAUCUGCUAUGUCUUCGUGUUUGCUGCCCUGGUGGAGUACGCCUUUGCCCACUUCAAUGCCGACUACCGGAAGAAGCAAAAGGCCAAGGCCAAGGUCAAGGAGCAGAGGGCUGAGAUGGACGUGAGGAGCGCCAUCGUGCUCUUCUCCCUCUCGGCCGCCGGCGUCACCCAGGAGCUGGCUGUGUCCCGCCGGCAAUGCCGCGUGCCCGGGAACCUCAUGGGCUCCUACAGGUCCAUGGAGGUGGAGACGGGGGAGACAAAGAAGCAGGGGGGUGGCCGGGGGGGCCUCCGGGCCCUUUUCAAGCCCAUUGACGCAGACACCAUUGACGUCUACGCCCGCGCCGUGUUCCCAGCCGCCUUCGCCGCCGUCAAUGUCAUCUACUGGGCAGCCUACACCAUGUGAGACCGCGGGCAGGCCUUCGCGCCUCCUGCUGCCCAGAACCUCCUGGGGGAGGGACCCACGCUGCGUGUUUCGGAGCCCGCAGGCCACAGACGGCAAGAGGAAGGCCCUGGCUCCGUCCCCGCCCUCACGGGGAUGCGGGCGCUGGGGACGCCGGCCCAUGGCCUCCUUUCCCGCAGCAGAGCUGCCUGACCUGGGCCCAGCCAGGCAGGCGCUGUGCCUGGGGAGCUGCGCUUUUGACUAGGAACGUGGUCCUGAGCCUGGGCUCUGGGGUGUGGACCAGGAGGGGCGGGGGCCGGGAGUGGACAGCGCUCGACGUUGUGGGGAGACGGUGGCAAAGGCGCUUGUGAGCCUUCGGUCCCAGCAUGAAAUAAAAUGAGGCCUUUGGCCGCUGCUCA